Messenger RNA from Amphimedon queenslandica, 968 nucleotides. RefSeq lists its product as uncharacterized. The coding region runs from base 71 to 892 and encodes 273 amino acids. Lineage: Eukaryota; Metazoa; Porifera; Demospongiae; Haplosclerida; Niphatidae. The record is from RefSeq and is a predicted model, not a curated record. The transcript has 6 exons.
AAUACCUUGUACUGAGAUUAGUUCAGAUGUUAAUAGUAAAGUAGUAGUUUCCACUGGUAUAGUAGAGAAUAUGGCUUAUGCUGGACUGGUUUAUUAUGAGGAGAAAAGAGCUGAAGACUUGGUGACAUUUGCUGCUGCUAAAGAUCUCAAUGCACUGCUUGAGUUUAUUAAAAAAGACUGUUCUCAUGCUGAAAGAGGACAAAAUAUUCUAUUUCGUUUCAAAGAUUAUAAUGGAUAUAUUGAAUUAAAGUUUGAUGCACCUCAAAAGAAACCAUUCACUGGUUGGAGUAUUGAGCCUCACAUGGACUCAUGCAAAUUUCUACGUUGUGAUGUUGAUAAGUUUGGUGAAGCUAAUUAUCCUCUUCCUUCCACUUGUCUAAUAUCAGUAUAUGGGUCACCUGAUGCUGUACCAUCAUUGCACUAUUCUAUACCACUGGAUGGAGUGGCUGAUCCUAAGACAUUAUUCAUUCAUCGAUCACUGAGAACUACUCCUUCAUUAACAAAUCCUACUACCUCCUCCUCCUCCUCUAAUGUAGUACAUGGUUCAACGUCAGUAUCAGGAGCUAGUACAUUUAGAUCUGAUAUUGCUCAUAGAGUAAUGACAGAAUGUACUGGAAUGAUAAAGGAAAGGCUUGAGCUAAAUACAUUAGUACAGAAGCUACUUGAGAAGAGGGUAAUAAAUGAAAGACAAAAGAAUCAAAUUACUGAUCAACACUGUGGAUUGACUGCUGAUCAAAGGAUCGACAAGUUACUUAGUUUAGUUAGAGUAUCCAUUCAAAUGAACGGCCAAGUAUUUCAUUUGUUUCUAGAAAUAAUUAAACAAGAGAACACAAUAAUAACUGAUAGUCUAGCACAAACACUAUUGGACAAUUAUAAAAGAUUAUUACAAUAAUAAUAAUAUACAUUUUUGCUCUUACGUUGCAUUCUUUGUUAAUUUUAUUUUUUAAGAGCUUUGAUUACACGAUACA